This is a messenger RNA of Plutella xylostella (diamondback moth), 787 nucleotides long. RefSeq lists its product as uncharacterized. The record is from RefSeq and is a predicted model, not a curated record. Lineage: Eukaryota; Metazoa; Arthropoda; Insecta; Lepidoptera; Plutellidae.
AGACUAGAAUAUUAUAACUGUUUACCAACACACCAAUAUUUUGUAAACAUAACCUGAUUUUUGUUUAGCAAUAAAAAUCUACACCAGUUAAGUAUACCUACCUAUCUACACCACACAUAAUUCUUCUUCUCAAUAUUCUUCCUAGCACAAUGUGCUUGUUGGUAGAGGAAUGCCGCAAGACUGUGACAUGUUGCGCGCUGAUGUGUGGUCGGUUAGCCAUGAUGACCUGCUCCAUGUGCGACCAACUCUUCAAGCUCUGUCUCUACGAGUGCUCCGGUGCUAUCGGCUUCUGCUUACAGGUCGUGGCAUUAAUCCCGCUGGCUUGCACGUUUCUCUGUACGGCGAAGUUGCGAUAUUACAUGUGCAGUUCAUUAAUAUGCCAGUCACCCAGCACUGGAGCCCUGGGCCGACUCAUUGUCCUCAUCAUACUGUGUGUCCUAUACUACAGACAUGUCUAUAUGAACCCCAACUACAGCCAUGUUAUCUCGCAGAAGUUCUACAAGCUCAUGGAUAUAAUGAGGACUAAGGAGAGCGAAACAGCAUCAUGAUUCAUGGUUCUGGAGAGAAAGGUUGCCAAAUAUCAUUUAUAACACACAUCUCAACAACCUACCAUCGCACAGGCUCGAGGUUGUACAGUGAUCUGCGAUUGCCUGACGACGAGUUAUGCGAUAUGGAAGUGGUGAACAUAAGGUAGUUAGGUUAUCUAUGUUCUUAUGUAUCGUAUAUUGUAUAAUGUGAUGUGAUUAUUAUUUCGAAAUAUUAGUUAAUAAAAUAACAAACUUUUAAU